AUGUCAGGGCGUACGGGGCGUGUUCCGCCCUAUUCUCGUGAGCUGGACAGAGCCACCUACCAAUCCUUUGGAUCUGGAAUGUCACACGUCGUGGAAGUCGGAGACCGAGAUGUCCUCCAAGUGAACUUUCGCAAAACGCAGAUGCAGGUUCCACAAGCCUUUCUCGGAACUACUGAAGAAGGGUGGAAGCCUAAUGAAUGCAUCGACAAUGCCUUGAUUGUUAUGAAUUAUGCGGACCUUGCCCGACACCGUGAUCCGGACAUCUCCGACGACCAAGCAAAGGCAUUUUCAGCUAAGUUCAUGUUCUGGGAGCUGACGCUGUGGCUCGCGAGCAAUGCUCUUCGAGGUGUCUUGUCAUUCCACCUGCUCCACUGUGCCCUAGCGAACCAAGACGAACUCCAAAAGAAGGAGAAAAUGCAACUUCCCGACAAGUGCGGUGGUAUUACAAAUCUUUGGCUGCUCUUGUCGGGCCUUAUCCUUGUCCUCAUCAAGUACUUGACUGAGCUACAGGACAUCGUCGUCACACUGGGAUACUUCAUCUGGUGCCGGAAGAUCUGUCACGAGCCUGAGGUUCGAGGUGGAGAGCGUAACGCAGUCAACGAGGCUUACGAAAGUCAAGUCGGCUUUUUGCAAGCCAUGCUCAUUCUUCUUUGUAAGUUCUGCAUUGAGUCUUUCAUUGCGUUCUCUUCAUUUCGCUUUGUCCUCGUGUCCAAAGACAACGAGUCCGUCGUCCUCAACUGCCUGGCUGCUUCCUUCCUGAGCGAAAUUGACGAGAUGGUGUUCAGGGCAUUUUCGUCGAGGACAGCAAAAGACUUGCUGGACAAGCUUGAGGACUGGAGCGAUCGAGAUCAAGGUCGUGAGAUGGCAUGUUGUGAGAUGCGGCCACUGCUCCGAUGCUUCUUCACAUAUGUUCUUACUCCGGGGUUGGUGUUUCUUGCUCUUGCUCAUUUCCUUGACCCUUCUUUCCUUGAGGUGCUCAGCUGCGUGUUGUUCACUCCGAUCACUGAAAACAUGGUUGAUCGCUGA
Molecule: messenger RNA, 1026 nt
Organism: Symbiodinium pilosum
Lineage: Eukaryota; Dinophyceae; Suessiales; Symbiodiniaceae
Source: the annotation of a GenBank genome assembly